GCUUCGCCAUGCCCGACGACGAGGCACGCGUGGUGGGGGAUGUUGAGACGCUGGAGUCUGCUAACUCGUCCGAGGAAGUCUACCUGCUGACCAUCGGUAAGGGCGUCAGCGAUGGAGGUUCAACAGGGCCCGUCAUGGGCGACAAAGUGCGGGCGCAGUGGGGGGAGCUACUGCGCGCGAGACAGUUGUUGCAUGAGGUCGAGUUUAGCAGGAGCGAUCGGCGCUUCCGAUUCGGAGAUGGCAAGACGCUGGGGGCCAAGCCAGCGGUGACUUUGACGGUGUGGCCGUCUGGCAUCAAGAAGCAGCUUGCGAUCCAUCUCGUCGACGGCUGGGCGCCGCUGCUGAUCGCGCGACCCUGUGUGGAGGAGUGGGGCUUGAUCCAGGACUGCCGCGCUGGAGCGUUCAUGAUGAAGGAUCUUCCCAACGAGGGCUGGAUAACGUCCAGGCGUGACGAGAGGGGCCAUUUCAUCAUCGACCUGUUGGGCGGAACUGGGCGCGACGCCGGGGAUGCCGUGAACGUCGGCAGCGACGACGAGGCCUUUGCCGCGGAGGAGGUCAUAGGCCCGGAGCGGCACCGGAUGGAUGCGGACACCUACUCGGGAAUGGUCCGGGCGCUGGAGCAGGCGUCGUCCGACAUGAUGGACGCGCUGCGCGGGCCGCGCGAGAAGCUGGUCUGGGAGGUUCUCGUGGGCCAGGGGGCUUUGUCGCAGGAGCUGCUCGUCGAGUUCCCGCAGAUCGAGGCGAUCCAGUGCGGGGUCGAGGGGUGUUGGGGCUUCUUCGAGCCUGCCGUGAUCCGCGACCUCCUGAGCAAGGUGGACAACGACAAGCCCGACGGUAUCUUCAUCGCCCCCCCGUGCAAGCACCG
Prorocentrum cordatum is the source of this 865-nucleotide messenger RNA. The record is from the annotation of a GenBank genome assembly. Lineage: Eukaryota; Dinophyceae; Prorocentrales; Prorocentraceae.